Silurus meridionalis is the source of this 2824-nucleotide messenger RNA. RefSeq lists its product as uncharacterized. The coding region runs from base 145 to 1275 and encodes 376 amino acids. NCBI's taxonomy places the organism in Eukaryota, Metazoa, Chordata, Actinopteri, Siluriformes, Siluridae. The transcript has 2 exons. The record is from RefSeq and is a predicted model, not a curated record.
CCCAACACACACACACACACCACGACCACGCCCACCGACCCUCCCUGCCCAACACACGCACAACGACCACGCCCACUGACCCUCCUCACCCAACACACACAUCAUGACCACUCCCACACGACUCUCCUGCCCAACACACACACCAUGACCACUCCCACAAUUCUCUCCCUGUUCAACACACACUCCAAGCAAAUAAUCCACCUGCACCACACAUCACAAACCACACACAUAAAUCUUCCCACCCAACACAUACACAAUGGAAAUGAUGCACUCACCACACAUUCUCCUCACCAUGGCCACACCCACACUAUGCUUCCCCAUCAACAUACACACCAUGCUAAUGACACACCUGCAUCACACAGCACAAACCAGGACCAUGCCCACACUACACUUUCUGCAAGAGACACACACCAGGGCUACACCCACACUAUGCUCCCAUUACACGGCACACACCGUGGCGACGCCUACCCAAUGCUCCCUCCACAUGCCCCACGCCAGACCCAUGCUACUCUUCCCACUCAACAGGCACAUCACAUAUUACGGACACGCCCCAAACAUGCUAUAAGCCAGCCAAGUCUAUCCAGCUCCACUGAUGACCACCAUUUUGCACCGCCCCAGGAGCCCUGGCACCAUGAUAACAGGGGGAGAAGCUUCACUGAGCCUCCUACAGUUGUAAAAGUGGAAUGCGGGAAAGAGACAUCAGGAGAACGAGAAAGGGGGCGGUACCAUACGCUCAGUCACACGCCCUCUCAGGAAGGAAAUGACACCUGGCCUAAAACGACCAAUCGCCAUGGCCCAUACAGCACGCUGGAAGGUCACAUGACCACAACGACAUUAUCAGCAAGCAAACCUCCAGUGGGGCCAUCAAACCCGCGGGCGAUGCGUAACCAGCUGCUGCGCGAGCGUGCGCUCAGGGUAGCGGACGAGCGCAGCGGUGGGAUUAGCACUGAUGAUGAGACGAAUGUGGAGAUCCGGAGAGUCGGACGCUACUGGAGCCGCUCGGAACGCCGUGAGCAGGUACUGCAAAAACAACGUCAGAAGCGGGAGGCUCUCAGAGGAGGCGGCGCUAACAGUAACACCAGUGUGGGUGGAGACAGCAGUGGAUACAGUGCACUAAUGGAGCUGAGUCAGAGAAAACUGAGUCGCCUCAGGAACAGGAAGCUGCUGGACGACUGGACCACAGUGGAGGAACUUCUGACUCACGGAACGCGACUCGGAACUCACGACGAGAAUAUUCAGAUCCCAAACUCCCUCCUCACCGUCACCACUGUAUAACACACACACACCCAUGCACAGCGUGGCAUCAUGGGAGAUUUACACAGUUCCACGACCACCUCUCAGGGCAGGAAAGAUUCCGAUUGGUUGAGAGUUUUUAAUUCAUUUGGAGGGUUUUUCUAAUUAAAAUAAGAAUCCAACCACAUCAUUAAUGUUUAUUCUGUUUACAAAAACAAAGCUUUUAGCAUCCUCAAGUAUGCUAACAUGCUUAGCUAGCCCCCUUUAGCUUAGCCGUGGUCUGUGUGUUUAGGUUUCGACAUUGAAAAUCAAAACCACUAGCUUGCAGGAUACAUAAACUAGCUGAUUAGCUGCUAUAAUAAUUAUUAAUAAUUCAAAUCUGUACAAAUGAUCACAAAUCGCACGUAGAAGCCGUGUUUGCACACGCUGCUAGCUACACACUGAGGACAAACCAGACUCAUUAGGCUAAUAUUUGUGCAUGCUAACAACACCCAGGGAGAAUGUCUUUGUCUAUGCUAAUGAACCAAAUUGCAUCUUCUCUUAUCUUAUUCUCACCUUAUCUGAGGAUGAUGACGCUAAGUGUUUCUGAAACAUUUACAGCUCACAUCACAGCCUAAAAAACAACCUCCCCUCCAUUUCUAUUAGUCCCUGAAUUUUGGUAGACGUUUAUCUGAGUAAAUCUCCCACAAGCCUUUGCAUGUGUGAGGGUUUUACUGCCUUGAACACAUGAGGCUACCUCCCGUCUCCAUGGUAACACUAUAUAGGAGUUUGAGAGCCCUGUAGUGUAGAGCUGAAGUUUAAAUAUAUAAUUGCAUAAAUGCUGCAAUCUGAUUGGCUGACCAUGAGCAAUACGGCGCUGCGUUCCGACACGGCUCUGAGACGCAAUGGAGGAAAAACAGGAAGUUCAUCGUCUCGCUGGUGCUAACGAGAGUUUCAAGGACUUUUUUCAGACAUACAUUUUCUCAGAGUUUGCACAAAAAGAUGUCAGAUUUCUCUGAUUGUCUUCCAGCAGAGUGGGCGUGGCUCUUUACCAUCUGACCACACCCACCACCUGAGAUGAUCGUUAAACCAGUUACUCUGGGAAACAAUGCAUCCAAAGCCAAACGCCAUUACACGCACAUGCACGAGGAACGGGACAGGAAGUGACGUGGAGAUCAGACCAGACAGGAAGUACACAUGCUUCUGAUCUUUAUGAAUUCAAACGCUGGUCGUGUGGAGCUUCUCACACACUCAGCCAUCACACUUUGAUGUUUUCUGUUCUUCUCAUGUGGAGAUUUUGCAGUGAUUUUCCUGUUGGGAGUGUGAACAGCUCAGACCUGUGUUUUAGCUUUUCUGUCUCUCUGUGUGGCUCUCAAGUGUUUACAAAGCCGUCCUAAUCAUCCUGGGCUCAGACCUGCACGCACACACACUGCACUGCUGCAGGUUCAUCACAAGUAAAUUAAUGUUUAAAGUCACUCUUACACAGCUAAAGUGUUGUGAUAUCACACACACCUUCUACAGGAACCAUGUGAGCAGGUUCUCUUUAUAACGUUUUUUUCUUAAAAUUUGAUGUUCAUGUGAUUGUAAUAAAGAUGAGAUUUUAAUUAUCUAC